AUGCCGUAUGAAGUCCUGUUUGUCAGCCUGCCCGUUUACUCAGUCUUCGUGAGAGUUGUCCCGCAUCUUCCCUCGUCUGUAUUUGUGGUUUAUUUAAAGUCACUUUUGAAUCCUUCUUCUCAGAAAAAUGGCGCGUACUCCUUUAAGGGCAUGCCCUACGCCGCUCCACCGGUCGGCAGCCUGCGCUGGGCGCCUCCGGCAGAACCGCCGUGCAGGGCCGGGGUGACGGACGCCGGACGCUUCGGCAGCGUGUGCCCCCAGGUGCGUCCGCUGGCGAGCACCGGGCGGCUGAUGGGCCAGGAGGACUGCCUGUUUGUCAACGUGUGGACGCCCACGCUGCAGCCCGACGCCAGGCUGCCCGUCAUGGUCUGGAUCCACGGGGGACACCUGCACAUGCUCAGUGGAGGCGAACCCGGCUACUCGCCCACGGAGAAGCUCGCCGGCGACACCAACAUGGUCUACGUCAGCUUCAACUACAGACUCAACGCCUUCGGCUUCCUGGCGCUAGAGGUGCUGAGAGAAGGUUCUCCGAAGAACUCCUCAGGGAACUAUGGCUUCCUGGACCAGAUCGCAGCUCUGAAGUGGGUCCAGAGGAACAUCCGUGCGUUUGGAGGAGAUCCUGGGAGAGUCACCUUAUUUGGACAGGGCUCAGGUGGAACGUCAGUGUGGACCAUGAUGAUGUCUCCGCUGGCGAAGGGUCUCUUCCACGCGGCGGUGGACAUGAGCGGCGCGUACGUGUACAACGCCACGCUGGAACGGGCCGAGUCCGACAACCUGGCGUUCCUGAAGAAGACGGACUGCAGAGACGCCGCCUGCCUCAGACGUCUCUCCGUCAGACAGGUCCUGCAGGCGGUCCCAUGGCAGGAGUUCCCGUCCUGGGCAGCAGAUGAGAUGACAGACCUCCCCGUCAGAGGCCGCUUCAUCGGCCCGGUCGCCGUGGUGGACGGAUACGUCCUGGAAGCUCCGCCUUUCCAGGUGUGGGACAAGAAAGGAAACCACAGCGACGUUCCUUUUGUCGUUGGGACGACGGAGCAGGAGGCCGACUUCAGCCCGGCGGCUGUAAACAUCUCCAUGUGGACCUGGGGGGACUACCAGUGGUUCGUAACAGGUAACUGAAA
Molecule: messenger RNA, 1118 nt
Organism: Etheostoma cragini (Arkansas darter)
Lineage: Eukaryota; Metazoa; Chordata; Actinopteri; Perciformes; Percidae
Product: para-nitrobenzyl esterase-like
Exons: 6
Coding region: 1-1116 (371 amino acids)
Source: RefSeq, a predicted model, not a curated record